CACAGAUGCCGGUAAUAUUGACGGCCAAUACAGUAUAUCACUUGGGCCCUUCAAUACGAAACAAGACAAUAGCAGAAGCUCGCUGUACCAAGCCUAAAAGUUAGUGUGAAAAGCUUGGGCAACUUACUCAGUGCCUGUAACAGCUUCAUAUCAUACGGCAGGGAUAGGGAAUGUGAGUAUGCCUGAAGAAGAUAUGGGACUCGGUCUUGCGGAACGUCUACAGACCUUGGUAUCGAGGAAGUUCCAACAGGCAUAUCACAACAAAGCUCUUCUUUUCUCAGACACAGCUCUACAUGUACUUCGGAUCAAUCAGGGACCAUCCUUCCAGCUACGAUACUGCCCGGCAUUGGCCAACAAGCCCAAAGGUAAUGAGAAAACGGAGCAUCGGGGCCCAAGAUUCGAUCCGUUUGCGGAUCCUUCAUCAGACCUGCUCGUCACCAGCAUACCAAGCCGUGACCCAUCGCAUAUCCUAGUACUGAACAAGUUUCCUGUCAUCCACAAUCACUUCAUCAUCGCCACCAAGGACAACAAGCCCCAGACUGGUCUAUUAGAACCAGCCGACCUCAGCAUGACUUACGAAUGUCUUCGGGCAUGGCAGAACCAUCAAGAUCAUAGCGACUCGCAGAGGCUAUUCGCCUUCUUCAACUCUGGCGAGCAUAGCGGUGCCAGCCAAGUCCAUCGCCACCUACAAUUCCUCUCGAUGGAAGAUAUGUCAGGAUCUGAUUCGCAGGACUGGAAGCUCCUCAUUGAUCGUAUGAUAGUUCCAGCUCAUCCCCAGCUUCCGCUCUUCCACGAUCCGUCAUGCCCAUUUCUCCAUUUCUCGACCCCGAUAGAAGGGCAACCUUCGGCAGAGACCUUGUUCUCCAAGUACCACCUGCUCUUGAAAGCGGCACUCUCUGCUGGAAGUCAACCACAUGAGCAGCUGAACGAGCAUAUCAAUGUGGAAAGAGAUGGAGAGACUACCUUCAGUUACAACCUGGCAAUCACCACGGACAGAAUGGCUAUAUGUCCGAGGAGCCACGAGGCUGUGGCUGUGCCAGGACUUGGCCAGGAAAGCUCUGUGGCUCUCAAUGGAACCAUACUUGCGGGCACAUUGAUGGUAAAGCACGAGCAGGAAUGGAACACAUUGCGUGAAAAACCUGAGCUUCUCGAAAACAUGCUUGCCUCAGUCGGCUACAGCCCAGCAAUUUGGGACUGAUAAGUCCUGAAAAGUUCAUGGCUGAGGAAAUGCCAAGUCCCUCCUCGUGUUCCCUGAAGAAGUCACUUGAGACAGGCUUGGAGGUAGUUGGUGCAAGGAGUGAGCUUUUCAGCUCAAACUUCGAGGCAUUUCUGGCGGACGCUCGUGUAGGGUCAACUUUGUAUCGUGCCUACGAAGUGGCAGGCAAUGACGAGCCAGGCGAGAUCCAGAGGAUCCGCAGUCAAGUACUUUUGACCAUGCUCUCUUCGAUGCACCAAUGGUCAACAAGGUGUGUGAGAAGGUCAAGUGAUGGUGUGACCCCCAUUCAGGAGCCCGUAUUCGUAAUGAGAACAAGCGACGAAGUUGAUAGUUGAUUGACUGUUAAACACGAACAUGCAGGCCAACAUUUCAAAAGCAAAGGAAAUGAUUGGGGCCAAAAGACUCAAGGGGAUUGAUGCCAAUGCUCGUACAUGCAAUUGUCCUAACAGCGAGGUCAAGGCGUUCAUAGAAGGA
Molecule: messenger RNA, 1690 nt
Organism: Exophiala oligosperma
Lineage: Eukaryota; Fungi; Ascomycota; Eurotiomycetes; Chaetothyriales; Herpotrichiellaceae
Exons: 3
Coding region: 179-1198 (339 amino acids)
Biological process (GO): nucleotide metabolic process
Molecular function (GO): ATP:ADP adenylyltransferase activity; ATP binding
Source: RefSeq, a predicted model, not a curated record